Molecule: messenger RNA, 258 nt
Organism: Laccaria bicolor S238N-H82
Lineage: Eukaryota; Fungi; Basidiomycota; Agaricomycetes; Agaricales; Hydnangiaceae
Exons: 2
Coding region: 1-258 (85 amino acids)
Source: RefSeq, a predicted model, not a curated record
AUGUACUCGUGUCCUUGUCCACUUGAGUUGCUUUCCAGAACAGUCUACUGUCCCUUCAAGCUGGACGUUUGGCAGUUAGGCUGUAGCCUUGUGGAAUUUGAAAGCACAAUCCCUGCCAUUGAUGAGGUUCUCGCGAGGAUGACUGAUGUUGACCCAGUACGUCGACUCAGUGCAAGGGAGGCGCUGGAUAGAUUCUCAACGAUUGUUCACUCAAUGGGACCUGAGGACCUGCUCAUUGACGUCAGCUGCCUGAGCUAA